This is a messenger RNA of Esox lucius (northern pike), 4062 nucleotides long. Its product is annotated as integrin beta-3. The record is from RefSeq and is a predicted model, not a curated record. Gene Ontology annotation, biological process: cell adhesion mediated by integrin; integrin-mediated signaling pathway; cell-matrix adhesion. Gene Ontology annotation, cellular component: cell surface; focal adhesion; integrin complex. NCBI's taxonomy places the organism in Eukaryota, Metazoa, Chordata, Actinopteri, Esociformes, Esocidae. The transcript has 15 exons. Gene Ontology annotation, molecular function: fibronectin binding; integrin binding; fibrinogen binding. Bases 173 to 2581 code for a protein of 802 amino acids.
AAUACGUCUCCAGGCUGAGGAAAAAAAGUGCUUUUGGAUUUUGCUGUAUUUGGAGUUGUGUUCCUCGCGGAGGAAACGAGGGCAGAAAGGGAGGGGGCAUUAAAAGUUCUUGUCCAAACCAACAACAUUGCCAAACGCCUUGCUUUCUAACCGGGUACCAGCACGCGCAAAGAUGGGCACUCACAUAACGCAAAAUAUUACACUUUGGAUAUGUUGUUUCGUUUUAUUGGGAGUUACUGUGGUUAUCGGUUCAAACAUCUGUACAUCCCGAGGGGGCAGCACAUGUAAGCAGUGUCUGACAGUUCAUCCUAGCUGUGCCUGGUGCUUCCAGGAGGACUUUGGGCAGGGGGUGGCUGGCGUGUCUCGUUGUGACCUGAAGAGUAAUCUGCUGGAUGCAGGCUGUGCUGUGAAUGCCCUUGAGUUUCCUACCAGCAAACUUCAGGUGAAGGAAGACCGGCCCCUCAGUGACAAGGCAGCCAGGGACACGGCUGACGCCACCCAGAUCCGACCUCAGAGACUCCAUAUAACCCUCAGACCAGACGACUCCAAGCGGUUUACAGUGAAGGUGCGUCAGGUGGAGGACUACCCAGUGGACCUGUACUACCUCAUGGACCUGUCGUACUCCAUGAACGACGAUCUGUACCGCCUGCGGACCCUGGGGAAAGGCCUGGCCCAGGAAAUGGGCCGCACCACCAGCAACCUGCGCAUGGGCUUUGGAGCGUUCGUGGACAAGCCGCUUUCGCCCUACAUGUACAUCUCCCCCAAGGAGGCCCUGCUGAACCCCUGUUAUGGGAUCAACACAACAUGCCUUCCCCAGUUUGGCUACAAGCACGUGUUGUCCCUGACAGAGGAGGUGGGCCGCUUCACAGAGGAGGUGAAAAAACAGAUUGUGUCCAGGAACAGGGACGCCCCCGAGGGGGGCUUUGACGCCAUCAUACAGGCUGCCGUGUGUAAUGAGAAGAUUGGCUGGCGUCAGGGUGCCUCUCACCUUCUGAUCUUCACCACUGACGCCAAGACCCAUGUGGCACUGGACGGGCGCCUGGCGGGCAUCGUGCAGCCCAACGAUGGGAAGUGCCAUCUCAACUCGGAGAACAUGUACAGCAUGUCUACUGUUUUGGACUACCCAUCCCUGGCUCUGAUCACUGAGAAGAUGUCGGAGAACAACAUCAACCUCAUCUUUGCUGUCACCAGUUCUGUGGUGCCACUCUAUCAGAACUACAGUGAACUGAUUCCAGGGACCGCUGUGGGCACCCUGUCCAACGACUCGGGCAACGUGAUCCAGCUCAUACUGAACGCCUAUGCGAAAAUCCGCUCAGUGAUUGACAUGGAGACACAAGGCGUUCCUGAGGAGCUCUCUCUCUCAUUCAAUGCCACCUGUCUCAAUGGAGAGGUCAUCCCGGGCAUCAAGUCCUGCUCUGGACUGAAGAUAGGAGACACGGUCUCCUUCAGCGUGGAGGCGCGGGCUCGCGGCUGCCCCAAGGAGAAGCGCAAGACAUUCGUCAUCAAGCCCGUGGGCUUCAAGGACUCCCUGACGGUCACGGUCACCUUCGAGUGCGAGUGCAAGUGCCAGGCCGCCGCCCAGCCCAACAGCCCUGUGUGCAACCAUGGCAAUGGCACCUACGAGUGUGGCAUCUGCCUGUGCCACCCGGGACGACUGGGGCCGCGCUGCGAGUGUGCCGAGGGCGACUAUGGCGCCACGGAGCGGGACCACUGCACCGCCCCCUCGGCCAGGGGCCCCAGGGGCGCAUGGGGCGCCGAGGCGGCGGUGUGCAGCGGGAGGGGCGACUGCGUGUGUGGCCAGUGUGUCUGCCACAGCAGCGACUUCGGCAAGGUGUGGGGCAAGCUGUGCGAGUGCGACGACUUCAACUGCCUGCGCUACAAGGGCGAGCUGUGCGCAGGCCAUGGCGUGUGUGACUGCGGGUUCUGCCAGUGCGACUCGGACUGGAGGGGGGACAACUGCAACUGCUCCCGGCGUACGGACACCUGCAUGUCCAGCCUGGGUCUGCUGUGCAGCGGCCGCGGCCAGUGUGUGUGCGGGGCCUGCGAGUGCACCCAGCCUGGGGCCUACGGGGCCAACUGCGACAAGUGCCCCACCUGCCCCGACGCCUGCACUAUGAAGAAAGAGUGUGUGGAAUGUAAACAUUUCAAGAGAGGGAAGCUGUUUGAGGAAAACUCCUGCACCCGCAUCUGCAGAGACGAGAUUCAGCUUGUGAACGACCUCGAGUUCCAUGAUAAGAAUGCUGUGAACUGCACCUAUAAAGACGAGGACGACUGUGUGGAACGCUUCCAAUAUUACGAAGAUGCCAGUGGCAAGUCCAUCUUGUUCGUGGUCAAAGAGCCUGACUGCCCUAAGGGGCCAGACAUCCUGGUGGUGCUGCUUUCCGUAGCGGGGGCCAUCUUGUUUUUGGGUUUGGCCAGCCUGCUCAUUUGGAAACUGCUGGUAACCAUCCAUGAUCGUCGUGAGUUUGCCAAGUUUGAGGAGGAGCGUGCCCGCGCCAAGUGGGAUACGAUGAACAACCCCUUAUACAAAGGAGCCACCUCGACGUUCACAAACAUCACAUACAGAGGCAACAAGGAGUAAUACUAACCAGAAUAACUGAAAUGCCUGCUUCAUUCGAAGGACCACUGAAUUGACUGCAUCCUUUGGACUCGUUCGAUGUCUACCAGAAUUUUAUGAUUUCAUGUGCGGGCUCUACUGUUCUGAGAAGAUGUACUAUUUUUUUUAGUGGUUUGUUGUAAAUAUGUAUUUAAAUGAUUCCAAUUAAGUUUUAUGGAGGCUUUUCGUCAUACAAAAAACACCAGUGAGUUAUAUAUUGGCCCAUCGUUUCCUUUUGUGGGGGAAUCUAACUUAAGUCGUCUGUUAAUUUUGAAUGAACAUUGAGAUAAAUGUACCACAGUGGGUGUGACUCCAGUAAAGCACAUUUCUUUCUGUGGUGAGAGAGGAAAGGCAAAGGGCAGAUAAGGAUACUACUGGUGUGGUCAUAUAUUGCAUUCUCAUCAGACUUUUGUAUAUUUUCUCUUUUCCUGUUUCUUGAGCUGUGUGGCUUAGCGAUCUGUCACGUCGCUCAAACAAGAGAAACGCCUGUGGUUUAUCUCACAUUCAUGCUAUAAAUGUAAGGCAUUUCCUUUGGCAGUUGGCAUUCAGUUGACAGUUGACUGGUUAUGUAUAGCUCAGAUGUUGUAUAUCAUAUUAAUAAUUGGCCAAAUUACGAAAUAUAUUUUGAAACAAAUGUCUACCAAAUAUAAUUCAAAUACAUUUGAAAAUGCAUAGUUAACAUAAAAUGCAUCACUAAAAAACAGUAUAUGCUAAAAAUAUAUUCAGUUUGUAAAUAUUUCUAUUACUAUUUGGAAUAUGCAAAGUCAACAUGUUAAAUACAUCCCCCAAAAAAAUGUAGAUCAGCAGUUUCUACUUUAAGGUCCGGUUUAAUGGACACAGAUUAAACCUAGUCUAGGACUCAUAAAUGAAGCUCAACAUUUAGACUCAUAAAUGAAGCUCAACAUUUAGAUUAAGCCUAGUCUAGGACUCAUAAAUGAAGCUCAACAUUUAGAUUAAGCCUAGUCUAGCACUCAUAAAUGAAGCUCAACAUUUAGUUUUUUUCUGUGUGUAGUCUUUGUAUGAACCUGUACUGCCUUAUAUUGUUCCCAAUUAUUGCAAGGACACCACAGAUCAUUUUGCAAUCACAUUUCUUUAUUGGAAGAAGUAUCACGGUCAGUUUCUUGUAGAAGAAAUGAGAUGUGUAAUAUAUUUGCUCACUGUAUAUAUUACUGUACCUUCAUUAUUGGUCAAUUAAUCUGUAAUUCCUUUUUUAAUGGGGUAACAUCAACUGGAUGUGGUGUCCUUGAUAGUUUUUCUUUUAAUCACUCAAAUCAACCUUAUUACAAUAAAAGGAAGCAGAGUACCUUUGUUUUGUUUGUUUUUUUGCGAAGUGUUGACUGAGUCUACUGUGACAUCCUUACACAUGAAAUUCACUGGGUCUGUGUCGUAAACGUUUCUGUCAUCUUUUAAAAGAAUGUUGAUCCACUUUCAAAGGGGAAAGGUUUAAAUAAAGGGCUUUAAUAGAU